Helianthus annuus (common sunflower) is the source of this 1272-nucleotide messenger RNA. RefSeq names its product transcription factor DICHOTOMA. Lineage: Eukaryota; Viridiplantae; Streptophyta; Magnoliopsida; Asterales; Asteraceae. Gene Ontology annotation, biological process: regulation of secondary shoot formation. The transcript has a single exon. The coding region runs from base 94 to 1272 and encodes 392 amino acids. Gene Ontology annotation, molecular function: DNA-binding transcription factor activity; sequence-specific DNA binding. Gene Ontology annotation, cellular component: nucleus. The record is from RefSeq and is a predicted model, not a curated record.
CAUAAACCUUUCAUUGUCAAGCUUCCCUUUAGAUCUUUUAUGGUCAUAUUUAACAUCGCUAUAUUUAGCUUUCUGGAGGCUAACCGAUAAAAGAUGUAUCCUUCUUUGAACAACAAUGGUUCUAAGCCACAAAUGAGUUCUUCAAAUCUCAGUAAUUAUCACAAUGACAGCUUCCACUCGAAAACCCCUCAAGAACCUUAUCAUACUCCAUCUUGUUUUUCGUUUCUCCUUCCAUCCCCUAUUUACACUCCAUUAGAAGAUGAAUCUGCCUUCUGUGAGCUAUUCCAACAACAACAGUUUUUGUCAAAUGAUCAUAACCACAACCUUCUAGUUCAUGAGAUGUCUAAUAAUGUGGGAGAAUGUAGCAACAAAAAGGGAAAAAUCACAACAAACGAUGGAGACGAUGAUCAUUGCGAUGUUAAUACUCAUGUUGAGCCUGAUAAGGACAGUCCAAGGAAGAUUCCAUCUAAUAGAGACAGGCAUAGCAAGAUCAACACGGCUCAAGGUCCCAGAGAUCGAAGGAUGAGGUUGUCCCUUGAUGUAGCUAAAAAGUUUUUUGGGUUGCAAGAUCUGCUUGGGUUUGAUAAAGCAAGCAAGACGAUUGAUUGGCUCCUUACCGAAUCAAAAACCGCCAUUCUAGAUCUCCUUCCUGACCAUAGCUGCAGCUUUAUGGAUGUAUCCAACAGUACAUCUUCUACUUCAGAAUGUGAGGUUGUGUCUGGGAUUGGUGAUCAGUUUAUGGUCAAGACUGGAGAUGAUCAAGCAACUACAAAAACUAAGGCAAAGUCUUCUUCUGGAAACAACAAAAAACAGAAAGAAAAGAUUACUAGGGUUAGAAAGUGUGCAGAUUUGCAACACCCUCUUGCUAAAGAAACAAGGGUAAGAGCAAGACAAAGGGCAAGGGAGAGGACAAUCCAAAAGCAGAAUAAUUACUACAACCAUGGUGUUGGUCAAGACUCAACAUUUGGACCAUUUCUAGAUCAGGUAAUGGAUCAAGAUGUAAACCAGUUAGGAUCUUGGAGUACCUUUCAAGAAAGUCCGCAUAAAAGCAUCGAUCAAGUUAAUCAAAUGAGCUCGAACUUCCAGUAUAACCGCGGAUUUGUUGGUGACAAUUCUUCGCUGUCACUACUAGAAAACUACAUUUUUUCCUACAAAAGUUUCCUACAAAUUUCCCACAACUUAUUUUUUGUUACAAUUUUCCUACAAUUUUUUGACAAAAAAGAAAACAACAAAACUUUUCCACAAAUUUCCUACAAAAUUGCUACACAAUAA